UAUAUCGCGUCCUAUCUGCGCAGCUACGGUGCUCAGACCAGGACCGGACAGCUCUUCAACAUGGCAACGGUCCAUGCUCCGGACUGCGGCGAGUGGUCCGUCUACGCCCACGGCACCGCGCUGGCCCUCGCCAAGUACAUCGACAACACGGUCAACAGCAGCGUGCUCUUUGCCGACAUCGCCAACACUAUCGACGGCGGCGCCAGUGCCACGGCUGACCAGCAAGCUACGUCUCUCAUCGGCUGCGGCACCAGACGCGGCUCGUUCGGCGUUCAGGUGAACGCCUCGGCCCCAGCAUACAAAGCCUCAACCUACCCGGCGGGAUAUACCCCGGAUGGCAUCCUCAUCAAAAUUGUGGCAUCAGGAGCGUAG
Molecule: messenger RNA, 372 nt
Organism: Chaetomium strumarium
Lineage: Eukaryota; Fungi; Ascomycota; Sordariomycetes; Sordariales; Chaetomiaceae
Exons: 1
Source: RefSeq, a predicted model, not a curated record